AUGCCUGGGCAACCGCUCAGAGUAUAUAUCGACGCGUUAACGCGGGCAGGUGAGGCGGACUUGGGCGUCACGGGAAAGCCGCAGAAUCUGCAGAUCGUCGGGGACCAGCUUUAUUGGCUGCAAGGCACCAAUCAAGAGCUCUUCGUGUUGAAUCUCACUGAAGCUAAUGCGGUUCCCAGGCGUGCUUUUGUUCCGCACGACGACGCGGCGAAGGAGCGGCAGCAGGGGAAGAAGGAUUUCCUCCCUGAGUCCAAAGAGGAGGAGUUGCUGCGCGAGCGGCAGCGCACGCGUGUGAGUGGCAUCAGCAGCUACCGCAUCCGUCCAAGCGAUGGUGCCAUUUUUUUCACCUGUGGCAUGAACUUGUUCCUUUACCACCCGUCAAGCACGUCGCCGCCGCUGAGAGUUUUUGACUACAUCAGCGAGGAGGUAAAGCAGCGGUGCUUCCCGUCGAUGGGCAGCAAGCCGCUCCUUUGUAUCCAGCACCUGUCUUCGUGGGAUGAAGGCACUGCUGCCGCACACAGUGCUUCCAACAGAGAGAGCAUUGUGACAUUUGUGCGCGGAAGCAACUUGUACGUGGCAACCAUUGUGGAGCAGCAGGGUGAUGCACGGGAGGCCGCGCCGCUCGAUGUGCGCGUGGAGAGUGUGACGACAUUUGGCGACGAACUCCACGAGUGCGGCACCGCCGAUUACAUCAUGCAGGAGGAGUUCGACCGCUUCACUGGCCACUCCGCGACGGAGCGGUAUGUGCUCUUCACCUAUACUGACACGUCGAUGCUGCAGGAGGUGGUACUCAUCGACGGCAGCACGAGCUCCGGCGUGGAGAAGAUGCGGUACCCCCGCGUCGGUGACGCCAACGCCCGCACGCUGCUUGUUGUGUAUGAGCGCAGCAGUGGGCGCUACCGCAUGGUGCCGCAUCAGGCCAUAACAGCAGCAGCACCGUGGGUAGAGUAUCUUCCACGCUUCGGCUUUAAAGACAAAGAGACGAUUUAUUUUUCUCUGCUGAGCCGCACCCAGGAACGAUACUGCGUGCUGUCGUGCCGCAUCGAUACACUUCCGGAGGUAGACGAGGCGACUCUUGCAUCAUCCCUCCGUGCCACUGGCCACGAUACCGGCCACAAAGCAGUUGUUCAGGCAGCGGUUCCUUUCACUACUGAGUGGGAACAGAUCAUCACGUGGGCGUGGGUAGAGGUGCACCCUGGCCCACCCAUUGUGUUUGGCCAAAAACACGACGUCAUGCUGCGCUACGCCAGCGAGACAAAAACAGCGCACUGUCAUCUCUACGUGCGAGAGGGUGGCUGUAGCAGCAAGGACUGGCGGCCACUGACGCAAGGAGAAUGGAACGUGAGGCCUGGAAGCGUACAUGUGCUGGACGACAGUGUCGUCUUCUGUGCGAAUGCAGACAACAGACUGGGGAAUACGCUAUACAGUGUGUCGUUUCUAGCUGCCACCACAGGCGGUGCAGCUGCGGCGCAGCUGACACGGCUCUCACCUGCGAAUGAGCACGUGUAUAGUUGCACCGUCACGAAUGGAACGCUCUGCUAUGUCUCGAGCACAGCGUCAACGCCACCGAUGUUAUAUGUCACAUCACUGAGGGAUCCCAAAACACGCUGCUGCGUGCACUCCAAGUCGCUGAAUGGCACAUCCGAGAUGGGAGGGACGACGCAGUUCACACGCGAUACGCUUAUUGUACCGUCUGUCGUCACCGUCAUGAGCCGCCGUGGCGUGCCACUCGGCGGUCGACUGUUUGCAUCGCCAUCCGCUGUUGCAGGGAAGCCAAGCCCCUUGGCAGUGUACGUCUACGGCGGUCCGCACGUGCAGCUGGUGUACGACAGUGACUACCAGAUUGUCUGCAGCCCCCUCAUACAGCUUCUGGCGAUGAAUGGCAUAUCUGUAUUGGUUGUGGAUGGGCAGAUGAGCAACGCCAACGGCCUGCGUGACCUGAGCAUCUGCAAGCAUAACAUGGGGAGGUUUGAAACGUCAGACUACGUUGACUUCGUAAAGCACAUGACGACAUCGUCGCAGCUUCCAGGCGACUUCAUCGCCGAUCCUGCACGCAUUGCCAUCUUUGGCUGGUCCUACGGUGGAUACGCGACGCUGCUGGCGAUGUCGCAGGCGGCAGAUGUGUUCAAAAUUGGCUUCGCAGGCGCCCCUGUUGGUGAUUGGACGUUGUACGACACGGGCUACACAGAACGUUACAUGGGCGAGCUGCACAGCAACAUGGCCGCGGCAGCUGGCACGGACCAAGCUAUAAGCGCGGCAUACACACAGAGUGCCAUCAAGGCAUUCGUCUCCAACUUCCCGGAUGACCUGAAUCGUGUCUUUAUCGCGCAUGGGCUCCUGGAUGAGAAUGUUCACUUCUCCCACACGUGCGCCAUCAUCAAUGCAAUGGUGGAUGCAGGCAAACCCUUUAGCAUACUAGCUUACCCCGGCGAGCGCCAUGCACUUCGACAGAAGAAAGCCUCUCGCAGACACCAUGACGCCAUGCUAGUGAAAACUCUUGUUGAAAUGCUUUGA
Trypanosoma grayi is the source of this 2514-nucleotide messenger RNA. Its product is annotated as dipeptidyl-peptidase 8-like serine peptidase. The record is from RefSeq and is a predicted model, not a curated record. The transcript has a single exon. Bases 1 to 2514 code for a protein of 837 amino acids. Gene Ontology annotation, biological process: proteolysis. Lineage: Eukaryota; Euglenozoa; Kinetoplastea; Trypanosomatida; Trypanosomatidae. Gene Ontology annotation, molecular function: dipeptidyl-peptidase activity; serine-type peptidase activity.